GCUAUCCACAAAAGGUACCCGAUCUUGGAUGGCACACCGACGCCGGUAGUUACUGGGGCACAGUCGAGUCCCCAUGAAUUACCGAGUAACGAUGAACUGAGUCCCGUGAGUCAGGCGGCUCUGCCUCCGAAUGCCCGAAAGAGCGAUAAGGAGGCAUUGCGCCUCUCUCGUGUACGUGGAGAUGCCCCCUCGGAAGGUUUAGGGUCCCACACUAUGUUUCUGCGAAGUUUGUUCACUGACGUCCUGGACCUGGUGUGUGAGAUUACCGAGUAUGUUCAGUCCCCAGAGGCUCGGGCAUUCCUGGGAUUCGAGCUCAUGCUGCAAGACUUCCACCGAGAUGCCACGAAUAACGCGCUCCAGGCCCUGGCCCCCGCCAUGAGUCAGGCCCCCGCCAUGAGUCAGGCCCCCGCCGUGGGUCAGGCCCCCGCCGUGGGUCAAGCCCCCGCCAUGAGUCAGGCCCCCGCCAUGAGUCAAGCCUUUGAACAGGACGCGCUGGCCCGGGCAUCUAUUGCUCAGGUACGUCACUGCUAUCCCAAAGCUCUCUGGGUCCAUGAACACCUCACCGGGUUUGUUGGCAAGGUGAAGAAACUGGCAGGGGACAAGGAGGAAGACGUGGCCAUGCAAGAGGACGUGCCAUUGGAAGAGUCGUGCGCAACGCUGCCGGAAGUUUUGGUUUGUCUUGCGGUACAAAAUAUACUCUUCAGCGGCGCCAUGACCUACAGCGGGGGUCUGAUGUCCGUAGCCCGAGCCGCUUUUCUUUCCACCGUGGACGGAUCGGACGCUCUGUCCUUCUAUUUUAAACACGUCGACCAGGACCUAAAGAUGUUCGGUGACUUUGCCGCACACAUAUACAGACAUCUCCAAAAUACAAAACUACCCCACGACAUAUUGUUCGCCAUGGUCACAGAGGCAAUGGUCCUUGAACAUCACUACCUAACCACUCUCUUCACUGAUCCGAAGCUGGAGCUACUCGUUAAUCACACCAGCAAUAUUCAAAAUCCAAGCGCGUGUGUGAGCUCCAAAAAUUCAGAUUGGCACGCCAAAGAGCACAUUGGUCGACUCGUGGGGGCCUUGGCACUGCACGUCAUCAGGGCGUGUGGCGAAAAAACGGAGGACUUUAUUCAGUACUUUAUGCAGGCGGAAGCUGCCACUGUGGAGAGGCUCAACGAGUCCAUGUACACACAACUUUUGGAGCUUCAAACAACAUAUGGAGUGAAUAAUCCCACCAUACCCCUUGUUCCAUUUUGCAGCUUGGAACUUCAAGACUGGCCUGUUUCGGGAUCCUCUGAGGACAGGAACCUUUGCGCCGUACCCAAGGUGGUCGACUUCAGCGAAGAGUUUUACACCCCAGUUGAGGCCAUGCCGGCGGCAGGUGCCGCCCAUGACACAACGGCGGCCAGCAGCAACAUCUUCGCCGAGGAUGGCGAUUUUUAA
Messenger RNA from Gregarina niphandrodes, 1434 nucleotides. RefSeq lists its product as hypothetical. The annotation marks the transcript as partial. Gene Ontology annotation, molecular function: oxidoreductase activity. The transcript has a single exon. The record is from RefSeq and is a predicted model, not a curated record. Lineage: Eukaryota; Apicomplexa; Conoidasida; Eugregarinorida; Gregarinidae.